AUGGCCAAGUCUGCGCAGCAGGCCAGGCCGUCUGCGCUGAGAAAGACCAAGGAGAUGAAAAAAGUGAUCAAGGUGAAACCUCAUGUCACCUUUGCCGACACUGGUAAGUCCAAGGGAGCAGAGAAGAAGAAGAAUGAUCAGAAGCAAAAGAAGGCCGCAGAGAGCGCAAAGAAGAAGGACCCAAAGCAGAAGACCAUCAUGGAGUACAAGGCUAAAAAGGGGGAUUCGAAGGAUGAGAAGAAAAGGGACGAUGCGACAGAAGUGAAGGAAGAAAAGAAGACCAAGAAGAAGGACAAUCAGAGCAAGAAGAAAGAAGAUCAGACCAAAAAGAAUGAAGAUCAGAGCAAGAAGGAAGAGCAGACCAAGGCCAAGAAGGAAGAGCAGACCAAGAAGGAAGAUCAGAGCAAGAAGGAAGAUCAGAGCAAGAAGAAGGAAAAGGCGACCAACAAGGAGAAGGACCAUGCAGAGAAGAACAGGACAAAAGGCUCCAAUGACGACAAGAAAAACAAUGAAGACGGGCUCAAGACACCUCCCCCAAGACGUUUCCGUGUCAAGUCGCCCCAAGCCUUGGCCGAGCUGGAGGAGAAGGCCAAUGCCCUUGCUGCCAAACAAGCUGCUAAGCAGGCUAAGAAGAAGAACGCGAAAGAAAGCGGAGAAGAGGGCAGUGGGAAGGAGGAGCCGGAGGAGGACGAUGAAGAGGAGGAGGACAAAGAUGAGGGCAGUGAGAGCGAUGAACUUGAAGAAGACGAGACAUCAGGAAGCGAGACGCAGGAAGAAGAUGAAGAAGAUGAUGAGGACGAAGAAGAGGGAGAGGGUGAUGAUGAAGGAGAAGGCGGCAGUGGAGACGAGGCCGAUGCCCCGAGCGAAGAGGAGGAGGAAGCAAGAGAGAGUCAGGAUGAAGGGGAGGAGGAUGAUGAAGACGAUGAAAGUGAUGCUGAAAAGCCAGAACUUGUAAAGGCUGUGAAGGAUUCCAAGGAUGCAGCAAAGAAGAUGAUGAGAAACAGCACUACCAACAAGAAGGAGUGGGACAAGUUCAUCAGACAGUCUAUGAACAAGAACCUCUUCCCACCACGGCUAGCUGCUGCUUUCGUCAAACAAAAGAAUGAGCUUUUCAACAUGUGGCUGGACACUGGGGAGGACUGGGAUGCGGUUGCCUGCGAAGCAGAGCGCAAAAACCAAACCAGUACCCUCAACCGAAACCAGUGGCAAGCGGUGCAAGCCCGAGAAGUAAUCCAGAAGUAUGGCAAGGAGCGAGGUACUGAAAUCAUCGAGAAGCGGAAGGAGACCUGGAUCUACAUGCCGGCUGGCCGCUUAGUCCGCACCGAUGACAGCACCAGCGAAUCGUUCCGAAUGCGAGCUGAACGCAGUGUCGACAAUGCUCUUCGAGAUGCUUUGUGCAGUGAAGCGGGUCCUUUGGCAGCCGGCGCCAUGCCGAGCGCCAAAUGCGUGAACGAGGCUGGGCAGAAGCGGCUGUUUCAAUCCUUGGAUGAUGCCAAGGCAACAGUGAAGAAGCCCAAGAGAGAGAAGAUUGUCGAAGACAAGGCAACCGAAGAUGUGAAGCCAAAGACGAUGAUCGAGUUGGCGCAAGAUCGUUUGCCUCAGAUUCUUGAGGAAUCUACAAAGGCUCGGCAGAGGAGCAUCCAGCUCAGUGGGAUUGAGUUUGCCCAGGAGUUGGCGAAACAGUUGAAGCAUCAUGCUGAGAGCGUUGAGGGAAAGUACAUGGAGCUGCAACAGUUGGUUGCCGCAGAUCCCCCUGUCAAAGACAAGUACUUCCAAGACCUUUUCAACAAGAUCGAUCGCAAUACCGCUUGGUUCACCAAAGCGCAGGUCAACAACGCCGAAGAGCCAACGUUGGUGGAAGCGUGGGUCAUCCUUCCACAUGAGAUGCUCCAUGCAGCAAGUGCGAGGAGUUUCCAGUUUUCCUCGGUGUUGCUUGGCGGCUUCAGCAACAAAGCCAUCCGGAAGUUCUGGGAGCACGUCAAAACAUUGGAGGAAUUCAAACAUCACAGGGAACUACAUGAGUUGUCCAGUGAAGAUUUGGGGGUAACUAUUCCCUGCACCAUUCAUGGAGAUGGAGCCGAGAUGUUCACCAACGAAGAGUUUUUCGUUUGGUCGUGGUCAUCAGCGUUCACAGGGUUUGGCAGCGUGAAAGAUCCUCUGAUCCAAAAAAUCCCCAUAGCCAUUGUAGCAGAAAGGGAUAUGAUGCUCCCUGCAGUCAGAAGAGGUGUGGAGAAAGCCAUUGCCAAUGUCACAGCCUGGUCGCUCAAGCAGGCUUGCCAGGGGGUUGCGCCAUCGAGUGGUUUUUACCAUGAGAGCUUCCCGAAGAAGAGCUUCAGAUCUCAAUUUGCUGGGAGUAAGUUGGCAAACGGUUACAAGAUGAUCUUUUUCUCCUUCAAGGCAGAUUUGAAAGCACGCAUGGAAUGCAACUUCUUCUUCAAGCGCUACUACAAAUGUAAGCAGUGCUGUGAUCGCUGCAACGCGGUCGCCCCGACCACCAAUCAACCUGACCCGUUGUCCUACAAGGACUUCUCCCCGCAAGCUGCUUACACCAGAACUUUGGUAACCCACGAGCAGUACAUGCGUUCAACCCCUCCAGCUUUGAUCUCACCGUGGGCCGCCGUGGGCGGUUGGCAGCUGGAAAGUGUUGGGUUUGAUUGGAUGCAUCUCGUUUACCUUGGAGUCGCAAAGGACCUAGUGCCAAGCGCUCUGAGGCUCCUGAACAUACUAGGAUAUGGAUAUGAACCAGGAGAGACUGAUGCGAAGUUUCUCCAACGAGCUACCAUGGAGAUGCGGGAAAGCUGUAAGAACAAAGGGUUUUUUCGUAGCAAUGCUAACUUCAGGGAUUUUGUCUUUUGCCCAGUAUUGUUUAUACAUGUUUAUACUUUCUGUUCAAUGACUAUUUUGUGCCUUAUGGGAUUUGCUCAGUGCGUCUCAGGAUUUAUGUGCCGCGGCGUAUCUUGA
Molecule: messenger RNA, 2961 nt
Organism: Durusdinium trenchii
Lineage: Eukaryota; Dinophyceae; Suessiales; Symbiodiniaceae
Source: the annotation of a GenBank genome assembly